This is a messenger RNA of Dromaius novaehollandiae (emu), 3572 nucleotides long. RefSeq names its product dehydrogenase/reductase 3 (gene DHRS3). The coding region runs from base 611 to 1519 and encodes 302 amino acids. Gene Ontology annotation, molecular function: all-trans-retinol dehydrogenase (NAD+) activity. Lineage: Eukaryota; Metazoa; Chordata; Aves; Casuariiformes; Dromaiidae. Gene Ontology annotation, biological process: retinoid metabolic process; regulation of retinoic acid receptor signaling pathway. Gene Ontology annotation, cellular component: lipid droplet. The transcript is spliced from 10 exons. The record is from RefSeq and is a predicted model, not a curated record.
UUUCUUACUGAUGCUUCCGAACAUCCCACAUCCUCCAUGGAAGAAGAUCAGUCCUCUCCGUUUGCUUGCAGAUGGCACUCUUGGAAGGCCAGUCAUCUAGUGACAAUUGAAGUUGCCUCAAGAUCACACUGGAACUCUCGCUGAUCCUGAACGCAGGUUGUAACUGAUGCAUUUCCUUCUAGGGACAACAUUGCCCUUCCUAUUAAAUGACGGUCCUGAUGUCCCAGAGACAUCUUCAUAUUCUGGGAAAACACUGCCACAGAAGAGAAUGAGGAAAUUGUGUUCCUUGUACGACGAGGCAGUGACGGUCAUCUGGCCUGUUUCGUGUGGGGUAACCGGGCACUUACAGACUGUCUUCCAGUUAACAAGGAAACCGUCUUACCUGCAUGUGGCAAUCCCAAAGGACACCGAUCAAGACACCGGGGAGCAACGUGGUUUUCCGCACUGUUUUAUUCCCGCCCCACUUUUUUUAGGGGGGGGCGAAGGAUUUUUCCAGGCCGCGAAUCUCCUGCCCCCAAGUUUUGGAAGGGGGCUGAAGACUCGGCACCCGCCCGGGGGUGCAUGAAGGGUGUCGCUCCUCCUCCCCCGUUAAUCUGGCAGGAACGAGAGGAUGAGCUGGAAGCGGCUGGGCGCUCUGCUGCUUUUCCCCCUGCAGCUGCUCUGCCUGGUGGCGAAGGCCGCCGCGUGCCUGGUGCUGCCGCCGCGGCUGCGGGACCUGUCGGCGGAGACCGUCCUCAUCACCGGCGGCGGCCGCGGCAUCGGCCGCCACCUGGCCCGGGAGUUCGCCCGCCGCGGGGCCAGGAAGAUCAUCCUGUGGGGUCGAACUGAGAAAUGCCUGAAGGAGACCACAGAGGAAAUCAAGAUGAUGGGGACAGAGUGCCAUUAUUUCAUUUGUGAUGUAGGAAACCGAGAGGAGGUCUAUCAGCAAGCCAAAGCUGUGCGGGAAAAGGUGGGUGAUAUCACUAUCCUAGUGAACAAUGCUGCUGUGGUCCAUGGUAGGACCCUGAUGGACAGCGAUGAUGAUGCACUGCUUAAAUCACAACAUAUAAACACCCUGGGACAGUUCUGGACCACCAAAGCAUUCCUGCCAAGGAUGCUGGAGUUGCAGAAUGGACACAUUGUUUGCUUGAACUCUGUCCUGGCCUUGUCAGCCAUCCCUGGUGCCAUUGACUAUUGCACCUCCAAAGCCUCUUCCUUUGCCUUUAUGGAGAGCCUGACCUUGGGGUUGCUGGACUGUCCUGGAGUGAAUGCCACAACAGUCCUGCCCUUCCACACAAGCACAGAGAUGUUUCAGGGCAUGAGAAUCAGGUUCCCUAAUCUUUUUCCUCCUCUCAAGCCAGAGACUGUGGCUAGGAGGACAGUGGAAGCUGUUCAGACGAACCAAGCCUUCCUCCUCCUUCCAUGGACAAUGCGUGUUCUCGUCAUCCUAAAAAGCAUUCUCCCUCAGUCAGCACUUGAAGAAAUCCACAAGUUUUCUGGAAGCUACACCUGCAUGAACACUUUUAAAGGACGAACAUAGACUUGAUGGUGCAAAGACUAUUCCUCAGCGAAACCAACACAAGCAUGAGAAUCCUGUCAAGACUGUGAAUCAGCCGUCUUGGCUCUUAGCCUGUUCAUGUGACUUGUGCUGCUCUAAGGCAACACAUUUCUUGCAGGUCAUAACCAUAGUAACAUGACCUUUGCACAGGACCGAAUGACUAGACUAUGGACCCUUGGAAAGAAAAACAAAAAGUGUGAAAUGUUUAUAUGAUGUUUAAUUCUUUAGAGUCCGUUGUUAAAUCUACUCACAGUUUUAAGAUGUAAUUUUUGUUUAUAAAAUAUGUAUAGGCUGUUUCAGCUGAGAGCAGCAUAUCACAUCCCGGACUUUACCCAUCUCUUCAGAGGAUCCGCAAUUACAAACUGAUACUGAUUUCAUUCCCGCUUUUUGAAUGGGAAGAGUUACUUUGAAGAACUACAAAUUAUGGAUGUUUAGUGGAAGCUUCCUUCACUGACUGGUCGUGCUUUACCUCCGCUGAUGAAGCUGUUCCCAACUCAUGUCAUAGGGAAGGAGCAAACUGCUGUUUUCUUUAAUAAAGGCCACCCAGGCCUUCUGUGGGGAAGGAUGGUGCCGGGCCCCAGAGAGCUGACAGCACCUGCGAAGGCUGGACGGGGAUGCUCAGUCAAAGAGCAGGCAGUUUGAAUUGUGGAAGAUUCCUUCUGGCACUGAACUCAUAUAUGAAAUUUAAUUGUCUUUCCAAAUAUUUUUGUUCAUUUACGAUGAAAUAUAUAUAUAUAUUUUAGCAUUACUCUCUAGAUUGCCACACAUGUAGGCAUCAGAUUGGGGAUGAACUAAAUCUAGAGCCUGCUUUUACAAACACACAUUCACUGACAUAAUUCAUACAGAAGAAAAUCCAUUGUAUCAAUCCGCACAGUGAAAUAAGUGGAAUAAUGCUCUAAAAAUAGAAGAGACAGCACUCUAGCGUGCAUGAAAUGUGAAGUUUGCAAGCACAGUUAGCAACGACCUGAUUAAAUGCACGUUGAAUUCAGCUGGGAAUAUACCCGUUGUUUUUUAGGGGCAUCAAAUCAGGCACUGAUCAGCCAAAAGUGAUAAAUACUGCUUGGACUGAAAUGCCAGAAGCAGCUAGACAUUAUUUAUUUUUGUAAUGAUAUACUCUCUUUGACAGCCUAGUAGGAGCAACACUGCAUUCCUGUGCCAGAUGCAGUGUGCAGCACAAGGCAUAGCAAUGUAAUUGAAACAUUACUGGAACACUACUAAAAGAGGAAUUAAUAUAAUUGCAAUGCAGGCAAGUAGCAAGUCUGAUGGGAGAACACCCCAAUGAAGUGUCUCAAGGAAAGCCACCUGCUUAAAGUAAAGGAGUGAAGUUAGAGUUCCUGACUUGAAUUUCGAGCUUUUACAUAGAUGUCCUGUGUGACCUUGGGCAAGUCACCUAAUCUCAAAGUGCACCCUGGCCUGCAAAGCAGAUAUUUCUAGUGUUUCCCUACCUCAAAAGUUCAAAGUCUAGCUACCUUAAUGUUUGUCAAAUGAUCAACAAAUUCAAAUGGAACAUGACAUAGAAAGUAAAAACUGUAUUUGUUUACAAACCAAAAGGCUUUAUGAAAAAAAUAAGAGACAAAAUUCCAUAUUCUAAAAUAUACCAUUUCCUAGAAGAGCUCUGAGUUCUAGGAGAAAAGCUGUGAGCUACAUUUGAGAUACUUCUUUGGUUCUGCCAUAUAGAAUGGGGACCAACUACUUAGAUGCAAUGAUGUGCAUGUUAAAAUCUGAAGGUCUGAUCCUUGCUGCAGAUCAGCAGAUAACUCUUUUUAGACAGUUCACGAAGCAGAUACCGCAAAGGGUGUUACUGAUGCAAGCCCUCUGCCUGCAUGCAUAUUUUGAGGAGCUCUCCUAUCUGGGUCAGUGUUUUCCCUCUGAGUGCAGAACAUAUAAGCUUCAGUACUGUGCCAGCUUUGAAAAGGUUUCUUACAGUGGAGUUUUGUUUUGAAUUCCUAGAUGUCUGAGACUCUCUGGAGAGGAUGAAAAGAAACUUUGAUCUCUGUGAUUUUGACACCCACCGUAAUAGAUGCUUUCAGCUUUA